GGUUAACUUCAGUUCUAUCCGGACCUUCGUAGCCGGCAGACGUGCGCUUUCUCUGCUGCUGCUGCUGCUCCUGUUUUAUUAUUAAAAUUUUUUGCCACCGUUUUUUUUUUUUGUAUUCCCGAGUUUCGACCUUGCACUCGUCCCUCACGUUCAAGAGUUCAAAAUCUUGGUGCCAUUUCAAUUCGUUUGAUAGAAAGCGGUUUGGGCGUCUCGGAUCAAGUGUGACACUAUAAAUCAAAGAGUUCGACUUGUAGGGUCUUUACCCUAGAUGCUGGGCGAGGUCCGCGCCAUGGCAUUCGGAGAAAGUGCUCGUCAAAACACCAUCAGCAUUGGCGAUGGGUCGUCCGUCGUUCAUCACACGGUCAAAAGUGAAAUCUUGAACCGCUGUCCGGCCGGUUCACCGUUGGCCGCCAUGGUUAAAAACAUCAAUAAAGGAGCGCGGAGCAAUCACGGAAUGCGAUGGAGUCCAUCAUCGGACACGACAAAAGGCCGCGACGGCCAUUCAUUCGCCUACAUUUUGCACUACUUGAGCACGGGAGAUCUGAUCUAUCCGCUUCACGAAGGCUUCCAUCGUGUCGAUGUUCUGCUCAAGGAGUUGACCUUCUUCGGUCUGGUGGAGGACGUCAUCCGCUACGCAACACAGGAGGGGUCUGGCCGUAGCAAACAAAACAGACGACGAUCUGUCCUGUUCACAACUCGCGACACGCAGUCGGAACGAAAAGUCGAGACCUUACCCAAAAGAGUGCCAAUGGCCAAAUGCCAAAGCAUCCAGGAUGUUCAUUUCAUCGGCAGCUGUUCCACGGGCAGAGUGGCCGGUGUUGAUGUCGUCCAGAGUGUCAGCAUGUCCGAUCUGAACAUGGAGCGGGCAGAAAAUGAAAUCCGAGAACAGCCUUCGACGGAAAAAUGCAGCCGAACGACCAACAUCCAGCACGGUCAUCGAUUUCUCAACGCCAUCAAACGCUAUUUGAGUCUUAAAUCGUCCGGCUCGAGCGGAAGUCACCGCCAAAAUGGAAACAAACGCAAUUCGGAUGGGCCAAAUAAGUCGGCGGCCAUUUGGAGCCCACGGCAAGUCAACACGGCCAGCGGCGGAGUCUUCCGUCCCAACUCGGCCAGGGGAUCAACCUUGAUUCUCAUUGCCACUCCGGACAGUGUGACAGUUUUCGGACAGAGAAAUCAACUGGAAAUGAUGCUUCCGGAUUUUCCCAUUGAAGCCCUGCGCAGUUUCAGCUCGGCAUUUAUUGACAGCAAACUCGUUUACCAGCCGGACGAUACUUCCAGCGGAGGAGACGUCGAUGGCUACUCUUCCUCGUCUUUUACAUCCGUUUCUUCGCUACCCAAACGGAGCAGCAGCACCAGUAGCGAGAGCACUGCGGUUCCUACCACAGCCCACUCGGACUUGCUCUUCCGGCUCUUCCAGCGUCACAUCCAGCCGCUGGGUUUCAACGUCACCGUCCAGUCUCACUGGCGCAGCAACGACACCCUGGAAACUCACCAUCAAUGGCUACUGCACAAGAAACACAACUCUAAACAGUCGAUCGGCACCAGCAGCGGAAGGAGGCGACACACCCACGCCGGAAUGGCCUCCGCAAUGUCGACAACUACAAUCAACCAGCAAACUUCCGUAACGCGAAGAGCAUCCGUUCUGCAACGCCUCUUUAACAAGAGCGCACUUACACUUCACACAGACCUCUAAAAACCCGGGCAAUUAAACCCAUUUCAAUUAGCUAAUUGAUUACUGAGAAGGAAAAACAAUUAAUAACAACUCCACCCCCAUCAAUAUUCGACCUUCUUCCCCAUCCCCCCCAUGUUGAUAGUGUACAAAAAAAUUUUAAUUUGAAAUAUUAUACAGAGCCUUGGCAAUAAUUUUAUCAAGGGCAAAAUACUCGACUAGCUACUAACGUUGCAAUAAUUGUUGUAGGAUCAUUAAAAAAAGAAAAAGAAAUUACAGCAAAAAAAAACGUUUUCAUUACAAAAAUUAUUCUACCGAGGUGACUCAUGUUUGUUAGCUUUUUUUUUGUCAUCUGCACUCUGCUGGCUGUAUGUGCCCCUUUCGUUCUCACUUCCUCUUAACUAUAAAUGGCUGGUGAAAUCGUACUAUAUAAACAAAGUUGAGCUAUUUCGAUUCGCUCUUGUUCAA
Molecule: messenger RNA, 2137 nt
Organism: Daphnia pulicaria
Lineage: Eukaryota; Metazoa; Arthropoda; Branchiopoda; Diplostraca; Daphniidae
Exons: 3
Coding region: 269-1693 (474 amino acids)
Source: RefSeq, a predicted model, not a curated record